Myotis daubentonii (Daubenton's bat) is the source of this 4987-nucleotide messenger RNA. It is a transcript of the gene SH3RF2, whose product is annotated as SH3 domain containing ring finger 2. Gene Ontology annotation, cellular component: nucleoplasm. The record is from RefSeq and is a predicted model, not a curated record. Lineage: Eukaryota; Metazoa; Chordata; Mammalia; Chiroptera; Vespertilionidae. Gene Ontology annotation, molecular function: protein phosphatase 1 binding; ubiquitin protein ligase activity. Gene Ontology annotation, biological process: positive regulation of proteasomal ubiquitin-dependent protein catabolic process; protein ubiquitination; negative regulation of apoptotic process.
AUGGAUGAUUUGACGUUACUUGAUCUCCUGGAGUGCCCCGUGUGCUUGGAAAAGCUCGAUGUCACAGCCAAAGUCCUCCCUUGCCAGCACACCUUCUGCAAACCAUGUCUCCAGAGGAUCUCCAAGGCCCACAAGGGGCUGCGCUGCCCCGAAUGCAGAACCCUGGUGUUUGGCAGCAUCGAGGCGCUGCCGGCCAACCUGCUGCUCGUGCGCCUUCUGGACGGCGUGCGCUCGGGGCCGAGCUCCGGGAGAGGGGGCUCCUUCCGCAGGCCUGGCGUGCUGGCCUUGCAGGACGGCAGGAAGAGCAGGACUCACCCCAGAGGUCUGCAGGCCAGCCCGUUCCGACUCGUGCCCAACAUCAGAAUCCACAUGGAUGGGGUGCCUCGAGCAAAGGCCUUAUGCAACUACCGAGGGCAGAAUCCUGGUGACCUGAGGUUUAAUAAGGGCGAUGUCAUUCUCCUUCGGAGACAGCUGGACGAGAACUGGUACCAGGGGGAGAUCAAUGGAGUGAGUGGGUUCUUCCCGGCCAGCUCUGUGGAGGUCAUCAAGCAGCUGCCCCAGCCACCCCCACUUUGCCGGGCCCUCUACAACUUCGACCUACGAAAUAAGGACAAGAGUGACAACCAGGACUGCCUGACCUUCCUCAAGGAUGAUAUCAUCACUGUGAUCAGCCGAGUGGAUGAGAACUGGGCAGAAGGAAAGUUAGGAGACAAAAUCGGCAUCUUCCCAAUCUUGUUUGUUGAGCCAAACCUCACCGCGAGACACCUGCUAGAGAAGAACAAAGGCCACCACCCGUCUCGCACAAAAAGCCUGUCCCUGGUGUCCUCCUCCAGAGGCAAAGCCACCAACACGCCCAGCCUCCGGAGGGGCCCUGGGUCCAGGAGGAAGGGGCCCGGGCAGCUCUCCAUCACGACAGCCUUGAACACCCUCAACAGGAUGGUCCAUUCUCCCUCGGGGCGCCAUAUGGUGGAGAUCAGCACCCCAGUGCUUAUCAGCUCUAGCAACCCCUCUGUGAUCAGCCAGCACGUGGAGAAAGCAGAUGUUCUUCCCAGUUCUUUGGGACAGGUCAGCAUGUAUCACGCCACACCUGCCUCCCCAGGACAUUCCAUGGCCAUCGUCAGUCUGCCUGGCUCCCAGCAACACCUCUCAGCUAACAUGUUUGUAGCUCUGCACUCCUACUCCGCCCACGGACCCGAUGAGCUGGACCUGCAGAGAGGAGAAGGCAUCAGGGUCCUGGGGAAGUACCAGGACGGCUGGCUCAAGGGAGUCUCCUUGGUCACCGGGCGAGUCGGCAUCUUCCCCAACAACUACGUCAUCCCCAUUUUCAGAAAGACAUCUAGUUUUCCAGACGCCCGGAGCCCUGGUCUCUACGCCACAUGGACAUUGUCGACCUCCUCUGUGUCCUCCCAAGGCAGCAUUUCAGAAGGUGAUCCCCGACAAAGCCGCCCCUUCAAGUCCGUCUUUGUGCCCACGGCCAUAGUCAACCCCGUGCGGAGCACAGCCAGCCUGGGCGCUCCAGGACAGAGCACUCUCCGGAAAGGGCGGGGCAGCAUGAGAAAGAGUAAGUGGUGGCAGAGAAAUGGAUCCCUGCAGAGACCCAUCCCGUCAGGGAUCCCCACCCUUGUGGUGGGCUCUCUCAGACGCAGCCCCACCAUGGUCGUCCGGCCUCAGCAGUUCCAGUUCCACCAGCCACAGGCGGUCCCCUCCUCACCCUUGAUGGUGGUGGCGGAGAUGGGACCCAAGCCGGCUCCCACGGGGGAGCCUGCCCUCACGUGCGUCAGCAGAGGCAGUGAGUCCAGGAUCCACUCAACCGCCAGCUCCAUCAUCAUGGAAGGCAAGGAAAUCCCCAUCAAGAGCGAGCCUCCACUCAAACCGCCCGCAUCUGCCCCGCCAUCCAUCCUGGUGAAGCCAGAAAACUCCAGAAACAGCAGCGAAAAGCAAGUCAAGACCGUGAGAUUUCAGAAUUACAGCCCUCCUCCCACCAAACACAGCACCUCCGGGAAGCCUGAACAUCCCGCCACCCCCAAGGGGUCCCAGCCUGAAGCCAGCCCCUUGGGCCCGGAGAUGACCAUCCUAUUCGCCCACCGCAGCGGCUGCCAUUCCGGACAGCAGACAGACCCCCGGAGGAAGUCAGCUUUCAGCAAGACCGUGGCCCCAGUGUCCUCCGCCUCCGCCACACAGACCAUGUUUCCCAGCAAAUGAAUCUACGGGUGGCUUUUCCUAGACCCCAAAGAGACCCUGCCUUGGUAAUCUUCCCGGGAGGAGCUAGCAACAACGGGGACACUGACGAGAACCAACGAUCUGAUUGGAUGGAAACUGCUCAAUGGAGAGUUUGUGGACCAUGUGAUAGAUAUUGCUUGGACUUCGGGGAUGGUACAGGACUACCAACAGGCUGGCCUCCAAGACAGAGGGUAAUCGUGGGCCAGGGUAGAGAAAAGCAAGCAGGUCGUGUGCUGUCUCAGGUUACACCAGACUCCCAUCCCUCCUGUUACUUCGUUCUGUUGUCAAAGCCAAACUUGAUCUUGGCGGUUUCUCACCUCAGCACCGACCUGACAAAUGAAACGCCCUCAGCUCUGUGGCUGGCCGGUCUCAGCUCGGAUUCAGAGCAGCGCAGGGGGAACAUAAUGUCCUGCUGGCGGGUGUUCGGGCUGGAGAGGGCGAUGCUUCUACAGUGUUCCCGUCCUUCACCCCUCAACUCCUGCCCGAGCUCCUGCAUCCCUCUGCCGCGUCCCCAUCCUUUCCAUUCCAGUUCCAUCCUGUCUCCCCCCGCCCCCGACACUGAACAUCCUGACCAAGGAAACAGGACUUGGCACUUAAAGAAUCUCAGGCAAGAAAAAGCCAUGAUGUUGUGAGAGAUACGCCACAGACUGCAAUGCUCUCAGAGAGGCUAUUUCAAGUCUAAAGAUAUAAAAAUGCAUUAUUUGGGGUCCAGAAGUAAGUCACCUUAAAGGACAAGUCAUUAGAAGAUAGUCCAUCCCUGGUUUUAAAUAAUUGUCAUUUUAGCCCUGGCCAGAGUUGUUCAGUGGUUAGAGUAUCGCACCAGGGUUGUGGGUUUGAUUCCUGGUCAAGGGCACAUACCUGGGUUGCAGGUUUGAUUCCCAGCCUCGGUCGAGGCUCAUGGGGGAGGCAACCAAUGGAUGUGUCUCUCUCACAUUAGUGUUUCUCUCUCUCUCUCUCUAUCCCUCUCUCUCCCCCCCCCACUUCCCUCCCCCCUUCCACUCUCUCUAAAAAUCAAUGGGGAAAAUAUCCUCAUGUGAGGAUUAACAACAACAAAAAAUUGUAAUUUUAAAUUAUCCGUGCUAACACAGAUAAAUGCAACUCACAAAUACGCCGGGACUCUCUGAGACAUACACUUUCAUCUUCUCCCUUAAGACUUCAAUAGGAAUUUUAUUUUUAAAAGCACGUGUUUUGGUUACCAAAGACCAUGACAGGAAGGCAGCAUCAUUUGGAUAUGUUGGCUAUUUUAAAGUUCAGCAUCAUAACCUGGCACCGACGCAUCCUGUCUUCCACCCAGGCCUGCUCGCAAGCAGCAGCAAACAGCAGCCCAGCCUUGAGAGAGUAAGGAUUGCAUUUUGUGGUCACAGAAAUGUUUUCUUCCACGUGAAGCUGGCACCUAUUCCCCUCACGGGAUGAGUAACUUAACCACACCCUUCUCUCGGUUAACCUUAGGGGCAACAAGAAGCCCCAAACGAUUGGCUUUAUCUGCCAGGCGGUGAGUGAGAAAGCAGGCGGUAUAACGAGGCCGCAGACAGGGUCACUCAGUGAUGACAUCUCACAUGUGGUCGAUGAUGGUGCUGCCAACUGUCAGUCAACCCUUCUCUCUGACCCACUGGGACUAAAGCACUAGUUCCAUCUCCUCCGGGAUGAAUUCGGGUUUUCUAGGCUCAGCAGCAAUAAGUACAGAAAUGCUGCCUUCAGAUUCUUCCGCGAGGCGUUGCAGCCUACCUAGAAACAGGUUGCCACGACUUCAUUCUCCAGGGUAAAUCCAGAACGUCAGUGUUGCAAGGAAUUUUGCUUUUAUGGAUGAUGUACGGAAAGGUUAAGUAAAGGCUAUGCCCGCACAUAAGCAAGUUCUAUAACCCGGGGGAGACAGCGUCACUUCUAAUCCCCAGAAGCCUUUAGCCCUCCCUGGCUAGUGCAGCCUUGUCCCCAGGCCUUGGUGCAGGCUGCCUUCCCUCCGUGGCGUCUCCCUCUCCUGUUUAGAGCAACUGGAAACCACCACUCUCCCUCUCACACUGGCUGGGUGUUAAGUCUCUGGGAACUUUCUAGAGUUUAGGAUGGAAAGUUCCCCUUGCACCUGCAUCAUCAAUCAACCAAAUAUUUUUAAAAAAACACAAAAUGAAGACUCUGAUUUCUUCCCAGCCAGACCCAGAAGCUUAAGGGAAAAGCUCCUCUGUAUCCUAACAUUUUCACCUCCAGACUGUCAGUUCCAGGACUAUAGAUUCCCAGGAGUCAGGAGUCAAAAGGUGGGGGAGGUGCUGGGGCGGCAGGCAAGGGUGCAUUAUCAUGAUUGGAAGGAGGGCAGCCCAUGCCCUGGCCGGUGUGGCUCGGUUGGUUGGUCAGGACACAUGCCCAGGUUUCCAGUUCAAUCCCUGGUCAGAGUGUGUGUGGAAGGCAGCUGAUCAAUGUUACUCCCUCACACGGAUGUUUCUCACUCUCUCUCCUUCUCCCUUCCAUUCUUUCUAAAAUCAAUAAAAACAUAUUUAAUAACUAGAAUGAGGUCAGCCCUGAAGUUUACCCCAGAAUAGUGUGCUAACCAUGAAGUCUGAGUUUCACCUUUUGGAAUUGUUGCUUCUUACUACUAUGCAUUGGGUCAGUGGGGAGAAGGUGUUUAGGGGGGAAAAGAAAAGGGAUAAAAAUUCGCUCCUCCAUGGAAAUAUAAGCAGAAAAGCUCUAGACUUUGUGUCUCUGCUUCCUUUUUUAAGUACAAUGUUUUUAAUAGACCAAAAGAGAAUCUUUGUGAGGAAAUAUGUGUGCGAAUAAUGUU